CAGUAUUCCGGAGUCGGACACCGGGUCGUCGUGUUCCCCUCUCUCUUCGAUUACAAAGAGAGCUCCCGCCGCCAUUCCUUCCUCCCGCUCCCGCCAAUCCUCUCCACCUCCGUCUCCGCCUGGGCUUCGUAAAGAGAAGCCUUUCCCCACCUCCGCCUCGUCCUGGAAUCCGUGAUUGGAUCCGCCAAGGCGGCCGGACGGGCCGUCACAAAUACUAACAAUCUUGUCCCUGCCCCUCCCUCUGCCUCGGAGCGCUUGGCUGAUGGUGAUCUCGGCGAAGUGAUCGAGGAGGCGAGCCAGAGCCCCCGCCGGCUAUUCCUGUAAUCUUGUUGUUGCCGGGAGCGAGGAGGAAGGAGGAUGCCGUACUGCGUGGUGACCGCGGCGGCGGCGAUGGCCGCCGUCGCCGGCGCGCAGGAGGAGGUGCAGAUCUUCUACCAGCGGUACGGCCACGGCGCAACCAAGGUCCUCCUCAUCAUCGGUUUCGCGGGGACGUACGAGUCGUGGGGCCCGCAGGUGAAGGGCCUGACCGGCGCCAUGGAGCCCGUCGACGAGGAGGCCCCGGCCGGCGACGACUCCGGCGCGGCGGAGGGCGUCGAGGUCUGCUGCUACGACAACCGCGGCAUGGGCCGCAGCUCCGUACCGGAGCAGAAAUCGCAGUACACGACGGCGAUCAUGGCGAAGGACGCGCUUGCGCUCAUGGAUCACCUGGGAUGGCGGAAAGCGCAUGUCUUCGGCCACUCCAUGGGGUCCAUGAUUGCUUCCAAACUGGCCGCAAUGGCGCCGGACAGGGUCGCGUCGCUGGCGCUGCUCAACACGACAGGAGGAGGCUACCAGUGCAUCCCAAAGAUCGAUUGGCACACGAUAUCUCUCGCCUAUCGUUUUCUACGGGCAAGAACUCCUGAGCAGAGAGCGAUUCUUGAUCUUGAAGUCCAUUAUACGAGGGAAUACCUUGAGGAAGUUGUUGGAUCAAGUACCAGAAGACAAAUGCUUUAUCAGGAAUACGUGAAAGGUUUGUCAUCUGGUGGCAUGCAAUCCAGACAUGGAUUUGAGGGGCAGUUGAAUGCUUGCUGGACACAUAAGCUCUCAACAAAAGAAUUAGACAGAAUUCGCUUAGCAGGUUUCCUUGUUCUAAUCAUUCAUGGAAGGGAUGAUGUUAUUGCUCAGUUGUAUUAUGCAAGGAUGCUUGCAGAAAAGCUCCAGCCUGCUGCCAAACUGGUUGAGCUACAUGGAGGCCACCUAGUGAGUCAUGAAAGACCAGCUGAGGUUAAUAUGUCCCUCAUGGAGAUGAUUAAGGCAUCAAAAUCGAAUACAGACCUGGAGGAGUGGUCAAACCUUCCAAAGAAGUCUGAUGCUGGUUCUCUCCGUAAGCGAGGUGGUGAUGGGGUGAAUUACCUCAUAGUUACAUACAACCUACUCGGGAAGCUCCAUCUCAUUUUGCUCUUUUUGUUUGGAGUGUUCUACGUUAUUCUUGAGCACGCAAGGAGGGCCCUAAGAGUUUUGAAGCCUAUCAGAGUUUCUGCUUCCACGCUAUAGAGUAAAUAGCCAGUGAAAGAUUACGGUGGAAGUUCUUCGUUCUUUGGACAAGUGUGAAUUCAGAGAUAGUGGCCUUGUUUGGAUGCAGCUAGAAUCUUAGCGCUAGAAGAGAAUCUUUCCCGCAUGAAGGAUUGAAUGAAGUCUAUUUGCAAAACCUUUUUAGGGAUGGUGUAACUUUUCGCGACGAAUCUAAUGACGGUAAUUAAUCGAUGAUUUGCUACAGUGAUGCUACAGUAAUCAUCCUCUAAUCGCGCGUCAAAUGCCUCAUUAGAUCCUUCAGGGUCACUAGCGCGGGGGUUCUGAAGUUGAUUUUGUAAACUGACUUUGUUUGACACCGUAAUAAGCGGUCAAAGUGUCACUAUU
Panicum virgatum (switchgrass) is the source of this 1896-nucleotide messenger RNA. Its product is annotated as putative aminoacrylate hydrolase RutD. Gene Ontology annotation, molecular function: catalytic activity. The record is from RefSeq and is a predicted model, not a curated record. The coding region runs from base 358 to 1533 and encodes 391 amino acids. NCBI's taxonomy places the organism in Eukaryota, Viridiplantae, Streptophyta, Magnoliopsida, Poales, Poaceae. The transcript has 11 exons.